AUGGACGAGGUCGGGCGGUUCGACGAGGGCGGCGCGUCGCGGCACAGCAGCACCGACGACCCGGUGGCGGGCUUCGGCGCGACGGGGUCCUCGCUCCACAAGACGGCGAGCCGCCUCAACGAGUUCACGCGGCCCCUCGCCGCGGAGCCCUCCGCGCUCGAGGUCGUCGAGGCGCUCCCGGCCCCGCAGGCGCAGCCCCUGGAGAAGGUGGUCCGCGAGAGCGAGCGCGUCAAGGUGCCGCCCGAGAAGCUCCGGACGGGCCGCGAGGGCGACGCGGACGCGCCGGCGCGCGCGGCCGACGCGGAGCGGACGCGCCGGGGCAGCGCGCUCGCGUCGGACGACGACGAGUCGGUGGCGUCGGACGUGGCGCCGGCGACGCGGCCGACGCCCGUGACGAUCCAGCGCACGGAGGCGGCGACGGGAUCGGGCGCGCUGGCGUCGCUGUCGCCGACAGGCGCCGCGGCGAAGCGCGCGCAGGGCGAGUCGAAGCACGCCCCGGUGGCGGCGGGGGCCGCAGCGGCCAUGCAGGCCGCGCCGCGCGCCGCGCCCGCGGCGACCACCGCGGCGACCACCGCGGCGCACCGCGCCCACGACGCCGCCUCCACGGCCGACUCGAAGCCGGUCGUCCCGGCGCCACGGGCGGAGCACGCAGCCCCGCCGAAGCACACGGCGGCCGCGGCGACGGUGCACACGCCGUCGAAGAGCGAGUCGAGCCAGGCGACGCCGCGGGAGUCGAAGGACUCGCGCAAGUCGGUCACGCAGGCGCCGGCGGCCCCGGCCCCGGCGCCCGCCCCCGCCCCGGCGGCCUCGGCGCGUGCGCUGGAGGAGGACUCGGCGAUGCCCGAGGCGAUCACGGUGGACGAGCUGAAGCAGCGGUACCAGAUGCUGGACAUGGUGGGGGAGGGGGCGUACGGGAUGGUGAUGAAGUGUCGGUCGCGCGAGAGCGGGGUGUACGUGGCCAUCAAGGAGUUCAAGGUGGACGACACGGACCCGGACGCGGCGGAGGUGCGGCGGACGGCGCUGCGGGAGGUGCGGCUGCUGCGGAUGCUGCAGCACCCGAACGUGGUGCGCUACAUCGACGGGUUCAUGGUCUCGAGCCGCCUGUUCAUCUCGAUGGAGUACGUGCCGCGCAACGUGCUGGAGCUGCUCGAGGCGCAGCCGUCGGGGCACCUCGACCGCGCGACGGUGCGCAGCGUGAUGUACCAGCUCAUCUGCGCGAUCGAGUUCAUCCACCGCCAGGGCAUCAUCUACCGCGACAUCAAGCCCGAGAACCUGCUCAUCGACAACGACGGGCGGCUCAAGCUGUGCGACUUCGGGUUCGCGCGGCGCGUGCGCAAGGGCGACGUGCUCACGGACUACGUCGCGACGCGGUGGUACCGCGCGCCCGAGCUGCUCCUGGGCCCGCCCUUCCGCCAGCACAACGGGCAGAUGUGGCGCCCCACGUACGACGCCGCCGUCGACAUGUGGGCCAUCGGGUGCCUCAUGGGCGAGCUCACGGACGGCGAGCCGCUCUUCCCGGGCGACUCGGACGUCGACCAGAUGCACCGCAUCCAGCAGAUGCUCGGCACCGCCAUUGGGGAGCACGUGCGCCAGUUCUACUGCAACCCGCAGAACAAGGGCGCGGCGUUCAAGCCCGUGCGCAACCCCACCACGCUCGAGCGGCGCUACCGCGGCAAGAUGGGCGCCGUCGAGCUGGACCUCAUGUCGAAGCUGCUCCACAUGGACCCCGCCCGCCGCAUCACCGGGAAGGAGGCCCUGAAACACCCCUACUUCAAGUCCAUGGACCCCCCGCCCAUGUAG
Molecule: messenger RNA, 1800 nt
Organism: Pedinophyceae sp. YPF-701
Lineage: Eukaryota; Viridiplantae; Chlorophyta; Pedinophyceae
Source: the annotation of a GenBank genome assembly